This is a messenger RNA of Bemisia tabaci, 1685 nucleotides long. RefSeq names its product proximal sequence element A Pbp49 (gene Pbp49). Gene Ontology annotation, molecular function: core promoter sequence-specific DNA binding; bent DNA binding; RNA polymerase II cis-regulatory region sequence-specific DNA binding. Gene Ontology annotation, biological process: snRNA transcription by RNA polymerase II; snRNA transcription by RNA polymerase III. The record is from RefSeq and is a predicted model, not a curated record. Gene Ontology annotation, cellular component: snRNA-activating protein complex. Lineage: Eukaryota; Metazoa; Arthropoda; Insecta; Hemiptera; Aleyrodidae.
AGUGUGUUAACAGAAAAUGUGAUACUGAAACGGUAGUGCUGAAACAUUGCUGAAAGCUGAAACAUUUUUACUUGCAGUUUGCAGUGCACUGAUUGUCAUGACUACUCCGAAGUAUAGGUCAAUUAACAUUGUUUAUUUUUGAACUAAGAUACUGAAUAUUGCAUCCAAAAUUCUCGUUUUCACCGAAUAUAGGUAUCUCUUUCUUUUGAAAAGUUCCUCUUUCCAGCGCUAAUGGAGAAAGUGUAUCGCAAGUUCCUUGGUGAUUCUGUGUCCUCAACAAUUGACUUUAAAAAUUAUUUUGUUGAAUAUAAAUCCGAAAUUGCCAAAGUUUAUGGUCCUGAUGGAGAGAUUGGUGUAACACAUGCAUUUUCUAAUUUAAUCAAAUUUACAGAGGAGCAAGAAAACAUUUUAGCACACACAUGCAGUAUCGAUAAAUUGGAUCCACCAAAUCCUGUAGAAAAGAUGGAUGUUGAACCGCUAUACACAAGACCUGAGCUGUAUGAAAAGAUACCUGCUCCGGAAAAUUGCUGCUUACGCACUGUCCAAAGUGUGCUCUCCAGGAGUGAAGCAGAUCAGGAAGAAAUCGUUAGAGCCUCAAAAUACCGUGGGAGAAAAAUUACCCUCUCUGAUGAACACAAGUUAUUAAAUCGUGAUAUGCACGCAAGUGAUGACGUUGUCAUGACAAUUCUAAUCUAUGCACCUUACAGUAGCGUGAAGCAUUAUAAUGGGAAAUUCAACAAAAUUGUCGACAAGAGGCCAAGAGUGUCUCAAGAGCUACUAGUGCUCGGCUCACAAACUUUAGAUGUUCUGCGGGAUGCGAUUUUGUGUGUUGAAGAUUUCAACGAUACUCAGGGUGAUGUCAGUGAAAAUCCUUUUGACAAUGAUGGAAUUCACCAAAGCAGGGCAAAAUAUCCUUCAGCCAUGUUUUACUUCGGCAAUAAUUUCUACAUUGAUACAAGGGAGGCUGCCUGUAAAGACUACAGUGAAAGCAUAAGAGAGUAUGGAGAAAAAAAUGGUAUUGUUUUUGGUGAAACAAGAUCAAUGGAGGAAUCAUUUUUCAUAGACCUUCAACUUAAAUUAGGACACCCCUAUGUGUACCGGCACCAAGGAAUCUGUGAACAUAUAAUAGUGUUCAAAAAUGCAAGAUUGAUUCACUUUUAUGAUCCUCGAGUUUCUCAUCUAUAUCCUUUACAUGAAGCCAUUUGCCCUUCAAGAGCUCGUUUUUGUAACAUUUGUGGAAGUUUAAUUGCAAAAUGGUGUGUUCAGGAUUGUGAGAGACUACCUAAUGAUCCCUCUUACCUUUGUUCAGACUGCUUCAAAGGCUAUCUGUACAAAGACGGAGAGAAGAUUUGUCAAUUUAAAGCAUAUAAAUUCUGUGAUGCUAAGGCUAUUUUAUGAUUUAAUGUGUCGAAUUAUCUCGAAUGUUACCUUUCCCGUUGUUCAUCAAGUUUUUUAGAAUUUUAUCUUGAGGUUUGUUGUCAGGAAUGACACUCUUUGUUUAUACUUGUGUUUAAACAAACUCCAAUACACUAAUGUAUAUACUCUUCAUUGAACUUUUGUUACAGUUAAGUUUUGACAAUCCUGAAAUAUUUUGAAAUCAUUUUAUUUUUUACUGUUGUGUAAUUUUUCAUUCUUUUCAAACCAAUUUUUUAUAAUAAAUUUUAGAAAUAAAGAAAAAUGACGAA